Molecule: messenger RNA, 276 nt
Organism: Trametes versicolor FP-101664 SS1
Lineage: Eukaryota; Fungi; Basidiomycota; Agaricomycetes; Polyporales; Polyporaceae
Exons: 3
Molecular function (GO): protein binding
Source: RefSeq, a predicted model, not a curated record
AUGGACGCGAGCGAGCUCGGAAGGUGGACUCGCUUUGCUGCAAAAGGCGGGAUUGGGAAAUGUACGGCACUGCAGGACUGCAUUGCCGAGCAGGCGGAGGAUUUGAUGUUCAUGAAGGACGACGAGAUCACAGUGCUCAUGCAAGUCCCGAGCAAGGCGGACACCUACCUCGGCUACUGCGAGGGCGUGGUGGGCAACUUCGUGGCCGAUGCUGUCCGCUUUCAUGGCCGCCUCAAGAAACCCGUCCUCACAAAACGGCAGUCCGCCAUGUCCUCC